This is a messenger RNA of Pelobates cultripes (western spadefoot toad), 654 nucleotides long. The record is from the annotation of a GenBank genome assembly. NCBI's taxonomy places the organism in Eukaryota, Metazoa, Chordata, Amphibia, Anura, Pelobatidae.
AUGGCCGACGGCACCGCAGCAGCCGCAGAACGACAGAGGGCAAACGACUGGGCAGAGGCCUUCAUGGCAAAAUUUGAUGCCAUCUGCAGGCGGUUCUGGAGGCGGCUGGAGAACAACAGCCAGACCCCAGUGCCGACACUGGCUAACGCGAAAGCCGGGACUAUGGAACCCUCUCCCGCCCAGCUGGGACACCUGGCUGCCCUCUCUCCUCCGCGGAAGCAGGGGUCACCCGAGAUGGUGAAAAUACAGAGUCCCGACUCUGGUACGCCACGAGCACCCCCUGCAAGAGACGUCACUGGCAGGCAAAACAGAGGAGAGCCCCGAGCUGCAAGGCAGAGAUCAUCACCCGUGUUGAAGCACCGACCACCUGCAGCAGCUCUGAGGGCACACCCGAGUCUACCACACCGAAAUGCUGGGAAUCAGCAGAGACCUUUGCGACCGGACGGCGCAAGAAACAGAAGGUACAACAAGGGGCGAAAUACAUCCACUAUCCUUCGAUCGUGUGGACUUAGCCCUGCAGGCCCUGGGGAGAGGGGUAUGCAACCACCAGCCCCACACCCCCAACGCCCUGGCAAGCUACCCAAACAAGAGUUACAGCACCUAAGACUCUCACGUUACCGGGUCGCUGACCCCCCACUCACGGGCAUCGGCUGA